Aspergillus terreus NIH2624 is the source of this 882-nucleotide messenger RNA. RefSeq lists its product as uncharacterized. Bases 1 to 882 code for a protein of 293 amino acids. The transcript is spliced from 2 exons. Lineage: Eukaryota; Fungi; Ascomycota; Eurotiomycetes; Eurotiales; Aspergillaceae. The record is from RefSeq and is a predicted model, not a curated record.
AUGAGCAGCUGCACCGCCGGCUCAAAAAACUGCAACUUCCACUGUCCCCACGGCGGCAGCUGGUUCGUCUGCGAAUCAGCUCCCUACUUCGUCGGCUGCUGUUCCUCCGAUCCAUGCCAAAACACCAACGCCGCUGCGCCAUGUCCCGACCUCUAUCCCGCCUCCUUCAACGAGAGCAUCUACAACUCGACCCGCCCAAACAACUGCAUCAAUGCUCCAAGCAACAAUUGGUACACCUGUGCAAAGACCCACCCGCCGUUUCUGGGCUGCUGUAAGAGCAACCCCUGCCAGCAGACCUCCGGGUGUCCUUCGAGUGAUCUUAUCCCCGCCGCAUGGAGUCAAUCGUCUCUCGGUCAGUUCGAGUUAUUUCUCGACGGUGCGUCGCCGAAAGGCACAGGGGAUAGUCCACCGCCGACGGAUUCCAGCUCUGGUUUAUCCAAGGGCGCGAUCGCGGGCAUCGCGGUCGGCGCAGCGGUCGGGGUGGCUGUCAUCCUUGCGUUAGCGUUCUAUCUUUUCCGCCAGCGACGCAGAAGGUUGAGAGGUGGUGGGGUUAUGGGGCAGGCAAACAUGCAUACCGACGGCCAGGGGCCGUUUUAUCACGCUGUGCCUCAGCAAGCAGACUCCCGGCUGAGCGCCAGCCCCGGAACCUGGACCAGUAAGCACCGCGCAAGCUCGAGUAUUGGGACGUCGUACGGCUCUCCGACUCUCGUGUCGGACAGCCGGCCACUGUCCGAGAUGUAUCCUGCUUCGCCAGGCAAGGAUCCCAGGCGCUGGACCCAGGGUUUACAAAUCGAGGGAGUUCCGAGCAGUCCUCCGCAGGCCAAGUUCAUUCCCGAGUUGGAUUCAACGCCCAAUGAAGUACACGAGUUGGAGGGAAGAUAG